Messenger RNA from Owenia fusiformis, 3831 nucleotides. Lineage: Eukaryota; Metazoa; Annelida; Polychaeta; Sabellida; Oweniidae. The record is from the annotation of a GenBank genome assembly.
AGUAUACCCAAAAAAAGGAAAAGCAAAUGACAAAUUUUAUUUUAUUUUGUUAUUUUAACCUAUUCUUACUCCCAGAAACAAGUUAAAAUUUAUUAUUUUACUGUACUGAGUAUAUACAUAAUUAGAAAAUGUCUACAAAAAUGGCUCAGAAGACAUGGGAGAUGAGUAAUAGCGUGGAAAACGUGGGGACAGUUGAUGAAAUUUAUCGUUACGAUAAAAAACAGCAGCAAGACAUUUUGACAGCAAAACCAUGGGAAAAAGACCCCCACUACUUCAAGAAUAUAAAGAUCAGUGCCCUUGCUCUAUUGAAAAUGGUGAUGCAUGCCCGGAGUGGUGGUAACCUUGAGGUCAUGGGGCUAUUGUUGGGCAAGGUAGAUGGAAACCAGAUGAUUGUCAUGGAUAGUUUUGCUCUCCCAGUAGAAGGCACAGAGACUAGGGUCAAUGCCCAAGCACAAGCUUAUGAAUAUAUGGCAGCUUAUACAGAGUCGGCGAAGCAGGUGGGUCGCCUAGAGAAUGCUAUUGGAUGGUACCACAGUCACCCUGGUUACGGAUGUUGGCUAUCAGGUAUAGAUGUCAGCACACAGAUGCUUAACCAGCAGUUCCAGGAACCAUUUGUCGCAAUUGUUGUUGAUCCUAUCAGAACAAUAUCUGCAGGCAAAGUGAAUCUUGGCGCAUUCAGAACUUAUCCUAAGGGUUACAAAGCUCCAGAUGAGUCACAAUCUGAGUAUCAAUCCAUUCCCCUCAACAAAAUAGAAGACUUUGGUGUACAUUGUAAACAAUAUUACCCACUAGAUGUGUCAUAUUUCAAGUCUGGUCUAGACCGGAGACUAUUGGAGUCCCUAUGGAACAAGUACUGGGUCAACACACUCAGUUCAUCUAGCCUGAUAACAAAUGCUGACUAUACCACUGGGCAGAUAUUUGACUUGGCAGACAAGCUAGAACAGAGUGAAGGGCAGUUGGGUAGAGGAGGAUUCAUGCUUGGAAUGGAAGAUAAAAAAUCUGAAGAUAAAUUAGAUAAAGCAACAAAAGAUGGUUGUAAGACAACAAUGGAAGCAAUCCAUGGACUUAUGUCACAGAUUAUCAAAGAUAAACUAUUCAAUCAAGUGGUAUUAUUUUUUACAAUAUUAUUUGGAAAAGGUGUUCAAAUUAGGAUGACUGGAACAAGUUACGGGAAAACCCAGAAUUUUAUUCUGAAGAUGACGCCAGAAAAGCAAGACACUCUGUUGAAAAUGGUGAUCCUGGCCAUUGCAGGAAUUUUAUCAUUCUCCUCUAGACUGUUCUCUGUGCUGAGAUUCGAAAGUGUUAUUCACGAGUUUGAUCCAUACUUCAAUUACCGAACUACCCAGUUUCUCACCUCUAAGGGAUUCUACUCAUUCCACAAUUGGUUUGAUGACAGAGCUUGGUACCCCCUGGGUCGUAUUAUUGGUGGAACAAUAUAUCCAGGUUUGAUGGUGACAUCCGCUGCCUUCUACCAUGUCAUGCAUUUCUUGAACAUCACUAUUGAUAUUCGUAAUGUCUGCGUGUUUUUGGCACCCAUCUUCUCCAGUCUCACAGCCCUCAUCACAUUUGUCCUCACUAAGGAGAUCAGGGAUGUUGGCUCAGGUUUGGUUGCAGCUUCUAUGAUUGCCAUUGUGCCUGGAUACAUCUCACGUUCUGUAGCUGGCUCUUACGAUAAUGAGGGUAUCGCCAUCUUCUGCAUGUUGUUCACCUAUGCAAUGUGGAUAAAAUCUGUCAAAACUGGAUCUCUCUUCUGGGCAGUUAUCUGUUCAUUGGCCUACUUUUACAUGGUGAGCUCAUGGGGAGGCUACGUUUUCCUGAUUAAUCUCAUCCCUAUGCAUGUGUUGGCAUUGAUGGCCACUGGCAGGUUCUCACAUAGAAUCUAUGUCGCAUAUUGCACAGUUUAUAGCAUUGGAACUCUAUUGUCCAUGCAGAUCUCUUUUGUCGGCUUUCAACCCAUCCAAUCCAGUGAACACAUGGCUGCCCUGGGAGUGUUUGGUCUGUGCCAAAUCCAUGCCUUUGUAGACUAUGUACGCUCCAAGCUGACUAGGGAACAGUUCGAUACCCUGUUCCGAGCUAUCACUCUCCUCGUAGGGAUCAUCUUUACAGCUAUUGGCGCUAUCCUUACAGCUAGCGGCAAGGUUGCACCUUGGACUGGACGUUUCUACUCUCUGUUGGACCCCUCAUAUGCCAAGAACAACAUCCCAAUCAUUGCCUCUGUUUCUGAGCAUCAGCCUACAACUUGGAGCUCCUUCUACUUUGAUCUGCAAUUCCUCGUAUUCCUUUUCCCAGCUGGUCUGUACUUUUGCUUCACCAAACUGACUGAUGCCAACAUCUUCAUCAUUCUCUAUGGAGCUACCAGUAUCUACUUUGCCGGUGUAAUGGUACGUCUUAUGUUGGUGUUGGCCCCUGUUAUGUGUAUCCUGUCUGGUAUUGCCGUCUCAGCCACUCUAUCAACAUAUAUGAAGAACUUGGAUGCCUCAAAGAAAGCAACAAAGAAAUCAUCUAAAGUACAGAGAGGCGAUCAGAACUACCCUGUCAAAAAUGAGGUUGCCACUGGUGUUGUGUUCAUGGUGACAGCAUUCCUGAUCAUGUACUCCUUCCACUGUACCUGGGUAACAUCCGAAGCUUACUCUAGUCCAUCUAUUGUGUUGUCUGCCCGUGGUGGAGAUGGCGGAAGAAUCAUCUUUGACGACUUCAGGGAGGCAUACUAUUGGUUGAGACAUAACACUCCAGAGGAUGCUAAGGUGAUGUCUUGGUGGGAUUACGGUUAUCAGAUCACAGCUAUGGCCAAUAGAACUAUUCUAGUGGACAAUAACACAUGGAACAAUACACAUAUAUCCAGAGUUGGACAGGCUAUGGCAUCUACAGAAGAUAAAGCAUAUGAAAUAAUGCGAGAAUUAGAUGUAGACUAUGUCCUUGUUAUAUUUGGAGGUCUAACAGGAUAUUCAUCUGAUGAUAUCAACAAGUUCCUGUGGAUGGUGCGUAUUGGAGGCUCCACAGACAGAGGGUCACACAUCAAGGAGAGUGACUACUACACACCACAGGGAGAGUUCAGAAUUGACAAAGAUGGCUCAAAAACCCUACUCAAUUGCCUCAUGUACAAGAUGUGUUAUUACAGAUUCGGAGCUGUAUACACUGAACAAGGCAAGCCAACAGGUUAUGACAGGGUCCGUAAUGCAGAAAUUGGCUACAAAGAUUUUGAAUUGGAUGUUUUGGAAGAAGCCUAUACAACAGAGCAUUGGCUUGUCCGCAUUUACAAAGUCAAAGAUUUAGUCAACCGAGGAAAUUAACACAAGAUAAAAAUAUAAAAAAAUAUUUACACUACAUUUUAAGUUCAAAGAGACACAUUCUUCAUUCUAGUACAAUAUAUAGAAACAUAAUUCACGAUUUUCAUUCCAUAUUUUCAAGUGUACAUGUAGACAUUGUUUUAUACAACUACUUAUGCGCAUUGAUAUAUUUUAUAUAACUCAUAUCAUCUAUUUUGAGUUCAUUAUGUGAAUGAAAAUACGAAUGGCAAAUGUUUAAAAUAAAAAAUCAUGCUAUAGAACUGCCAGAAUAAGGAAAAUGCCAAAUUCAAAGAUAUUCCAGAGUUAUCCUUGAGACAUUCAAAGUACAGGUUAGAAGUGACUACUAUAGUAUUGCAUAAUCUGUAGUCUCAUUACCCUUUUAAGAGGUGAUGGUAUUUUUGUAAUACGAGAUAUUAGAGGUGGUUUCAUAACCUGAUUUAUUGUGUGCAUUGGAAUCAUGACAUAAUCCAUUAUAGUGUGUUAUUUGUUAACUCAUCUUCUCAACAAGUGAAUAAAUAAAUACAUGAUAAUAAAUUAUAAAUAA